Messenger RNA from Micropterus salmoides (largemouth bass), 7079 nucleotides. Its product is annotated as sodium- and chloride-dependent creatine transporter 1-like. Bases 486 to 1217 code for a protein of 243 amino acids. The transcript is spliced from 6 exons. Gene Ontology annotation, cellular component: membrane. The record is from RefSeq and is a predicted model, not a curated record. Gene Ontology annotation, biological process: sodium ion transmembrane transport. Lineage: Eukaryota; Metazoa; Chordata; Actinopteri; Centrarchiformes; Centrarchidae.
UUUGCUUUUCAGUUUAGUUCAAUUUGUUUUUAAAACAGUUUGUUAGAUUUUGAAAAAGUAGCUUUAGUAUCUGUGGUAUUUGUCGGGGACGAGGUAGCUUCUGCUUGGCGUCCUCCCUCACCUUGUUAAGCUAAGCUAACUUAGCCCUUCUUCUGCAUCUUUCAUCACCUUCUCCUGCGAGGCAGCUGCUCUUAGCUGAUUCCCAGUCGGGCCUGUGGAAUAAACUGAAGACGUUUAGUCAGUUUGUCUCACGGCACAGUCUCAGUCAGCUAUUGUUGUUUCCGUAAAGUUUCUUCACACCUAGUUGUCAUUUUUAUGUUAGUUUGUGUUAACGAUAACGACCUCGGUGAUUGAUUCAGGGAUUCAAGGAGGUCAGAGCGAGCGGCUCAGGACGAUAACAGCAAAGAGCGAGAAAGUGUAAAAAACUGCACAUUAAGCAUCUAACGUGUGUUUCAGGUCCGGGUUUGGCCUUCAUUGCGUACCCGAUGGCGGUCAGUCUGAUGCCGGUGGCUCCUCUCUGGGCGGCGCUCUUCUUCUUCAUGCUGCUGCUGCUGGGACUGGACAGUCAGUUUGUCGGCGUGGAGGGUUUUGUCACUGGAAUUCUGGACGUGUUUCCUGGAAAGCACCACCAUCGCUACAAACGGGAGAUCUCUGUGGCGAUAUGCUGCUUGCUGUGCUUCAUUAUAGACCUCUCCAUGGUGACCCAGGGAGGGAUGUAUGUCUUCCAACUGUUUGACUACUAUUCGGCCAGCGGGAUGACACUGCUGUGGCAGGCAUUCUGGGAAUGCAUAGUAGUUGCCUGGGUCUACGGUGCCGACCGCUUCAUGGACGAUGUGGCCCGUAUGAUUGGCUACCGGCCUUUCCCCUGGAUGAAGUGGUGCUGGUCCUUUAUAACUCCAUGCGUGUGCAUGGGCAUCUUUCUGUUCCACCUCAUUAACUACAAGCCGCUGACCUACAACAACGUGUACGUGUACCCGUGGUGGGGCGAGGUGAUUGGCUGGUGUUUGGCGCUGUCCUCCAUGCUCUGCAUCCCCAUCAGCCUCCUCUACAAACUCUUCAGAGCCAAGGGAACCUUCAAAGAGCGCUGGGCCCACCUGACCACUCCGGUGUGGGGGGUCCACCACCUGGAGUACAUGGCCCCCGACAUCAAGUCCCUGACCUCGCUGUCCCCCGGCACCGACGACAACAAGGUCAUCAUCUUUGAGAGCGUCAUGUAGGCGGGACUCCGCCGAUCACAGCGCUCCAUCUCCAUCCGUCCCACCUGUGACAAGAUGGCCGACACCCGACCUCCAGACUUACCUCCACCCGGCACCCGGCCUCAGAGUGGACCUCCCCGGAUCCGCUGGUCGGUCUGUCUCCUCUGCUCCACCAAACGUCAGCCGGACCAAAGCUUCCCUCUUUUCCAGAUGAACUAAAUUUGUGAUUAAAACCAGCAGCUCACUGAGUUCUUUCCCCGCAGAGGGCGUCGCUUCGUCGACGUCUCAAUAAAGGACGAAAUGUUCCCACAACACGUCAAAGAGCACGAGAGGAGGACCUGGAGGCUGGACUUCCUCCAUGUUGGAUGAAGGCUGCAAUCUUGUCUUGGUGGGGGGGGGGGGGGGGGGGGGGGGGGGCUAUGCAAACACACACGCACACACACGCACGCACACACGCACACACACUCUCAUCAUCACACCAACAACAUUCAGUCUGGAAUUGUGGGUAAAAAUGUGAACGCAUGUGUUUGGUACGUUGACCCUGUGUGUGUGCUGGCUGUUUAUCCAGACAGAGUUGUGGACCGACGGACUGACUGACCCCCAGAAGGUAGCAGAGGUCAUCUGAGGGAAUCCGCUUCAGUCCUGCAGUCAAACCUGUAAAAGGAAAAGUUUCUGAUCCUGAACGUGACUUUUCUUGACCACGUCUGAGAGUUCGGCUGCAGGACUGAAGCGUAAAAGAAGUUCCUGUUCCAGAGCAGCCAGCGGUCUUUGAUCCCGUCUAUGAGCACUUUAUGUGACGUGUGAUUGUUGAAGUCUGAAACUCAAACCGCCGUUUAAACAUAUCAGCACUGCUCGUCUCCUUCCAGCGCUGAAGCUAAAGUCCUGCUACUGAUCCCAGAACAGUCCGGACUCCUAAGCAGUGAGCGGGUCUCUGACCUCCGACCUGUUGUCACACCGAGGUCCACCUGGAUCCACCUGGAUCCACCUGGGUCCACCUGGGCCCAGCUGGGCCCACUUUUCCCUGAAUGCACACAGAAAGGAAACAUCCCAACUGAACGUCCACUUACCAGCUGAACCUGCAGCUUUCCAAAAAAAUUAAACAAGCAACAGUUUUGCUAAUUUGAUGAUUAUCAGGUGAUUUAUCAGGUCAAACACGACCCGGUUCAGCUUCUUACAAGCGGAUCUGGUUCCCGCAGAGCAGCUGCAUUGAUUAUUAGAGAACAUGUUCUGCAGCUGGGUCACUUUGUGCCGUCGUUCGGUUUGAGUACAGAACCAGUUUCAUUCGGCCGGGUCGUGUCGUUGCCUCAGUUACCUGACCUUAGGCUCCUCCUUCUGUCAAUCACAACUCGGCCAUCCGACCAAUCCCAGGCUCAUCCAGGAGUCCUGGUCUGAACACAAACAGAGAUUAAAGUCUGACGCAGCACAGUUCAGAAUAACACAGAGACUGGAAUCCCUCUGGGAUUAACCCCUUCUGGUUCUGGAUCCGACUUCAUGUGUGAGAAGCAGGUCAAAGGUCGGGCUUUCCUCUGCGUCCCCGGGCCGUCGACUAAAGUGCCAAACAGAGCGAUAAUCGCCCUGCAGGGCUGAUCCCAGACCAGGGCUCAAGGCUGCCAAUAUCAACCUCCUUUCUCUUCUUCUUCUUUUUCUUUCUCGUUUCUAUAGUCUCAUCAAGGCUGAGCUCCUCCCACCAAACGCCGCGCUCUCCUCCAGCUGAAGCUGGUCCUGAAACUGAACAGGAACACGUUAGGAACUGGUUUCCUGGGCUGGUUCUGAUUACAGAUUCAUUCUUAUUUCGUCUUACAAACCUGCUGGUUCUGUCCAUCCCUGAAAACCCAGAUUCAUCCAGUCAGCACAAAGGACAGCCGCCGAGGCUCCAUGAAGCUCCAGUUUCACUGUUAAAGGCAUCCUUAUCAAACGUGUUUGAGUUUUUAGUGGCUGAUAUUUUGUAAUCAGAUGUUAGAGUCAGCCUCCAACAUCCAGGACGUGCUGGGCUCAGAUCGACCAGCAGGACCUUCAUUUUAAAUUUAAAACUCUAAAGUCGCCGUGAGGGUUAGGGUACUGAGAAAGGAUCAGAGGAAGAGUCCGUAUGAACCGGUCCGAUCAGCUGGUGGGGGAGAUGAGAGCCGGGGGACUCAGCUGGACGCCGAGCGUUGCCUUACGUCGUUGUCUUAACUCCAGAGCCCGUACGGCUGACUAGCCAAACCCUGCAGGACUGCAGGCUCUGGUUAGUUUCCACCAAUCAGCAGUCUGUGGGGGGGGCGUGUCUCCAACUCUGUCUCCUAGCAAACACUCACCAUCCACCUAUCAGGGGGAAGCAACCAUCAGAAUGUCAGAUUUGAUGAAAGUACACGUUUGCACACUGUUGGCCGGCACUUUGAAACAGAAUCCUGUUAGAAGUUUUCUUUUACAUAUUGUAAAAUGAACCAGAGAUUUAUUUUGUGGAGGCUUUUAUUUUGCUGAUACAUAUACAGAUAUAUAUAUAUAUAUAUUGAAUAUCUUUGUGUGGUAUCAAUAUUUAAUGCACUAUGUAAAUGUGAUGAUGAUGAUGAUGAUGAUUUCUGACUGAUUGUUCACGUUGAGCCGGCGAACACGAGCUUCAGGCUCCCUCACUCAAACCUUCAGAUCCAACUUCUUUUAGCUUCUAAUGCUAACGUCAGCAGCAGGUUAACGCUUCCCCGCUCGGCCCGCUUCAGGCCGCAGCUUUAAAGGUUCUCCAACACCAGCGCCAUAACGACAAGCUGAAAUCUGACAGCACAUGUGAUGCUGUGAAAAUAAAACUGGCUUAAGAAAUUAAACCAAAACUGUAAAACUGGGCUCACUGGACGUAGACGUGUCACAUUUGGUGGCUCUGCUUCCGGAGUUAAUCUAUUAAAAGUACGCUGGAGCAGUGAGGUGACGUCUGACUGGCUAAUGUGAACAAGCAGCGAGCGGCGGGGCUUUUUAUUUUGGCGGGUUUGCUGCAAUGCAGUGAUGUUAAGGCCGGCGAGGCUUCGUGUGGCUCUGAACACACCAUGAAAGGGAAUCUUUCUUUACUUUUUUGAUUUCUAAUUUUCAAAGUGCUCAAAUGUUUGAAGAGUUUUAGUUUUAGUUGGUUUAUUUUGUCUCUGUGUGUUUCCCCCACGGCUCACAUUAUUAUAAGUAUUAUUAUUUCCAAGCAGAAAGGAAAGUUUGAUCUACUUUCCACAUGUUCUACAUCAUGGCAGAUGGUGCAGUAACUUUAAUUAAUGUUUUAAAAGUGAACAGAAAAAACACGGUAAAGGCUGAGGAAGCCCAUGUGACGCUGCAACGACCAGCUGAUCAGUACGCAGCAGAACAGCUACCUCAAAGGUGAGAUGGCCACCUGGACAGACGCUGCAGCAGAAAAAACAACUACAUGUCCCAGCAGUCAGUGGGAGCUUCCAGACACCUUCUUACCAGUUAAUCAGUUAAUAUGAGACAUGGCCAUAUAUGGAGAGUCCCAGCAGCCAAUCCGCUCAGUCCCUUCCUGAUCUUAAAAACACAACGCAAUCACGCCAAAACAAGUCUGAAACACAAAUGGCCGCCUCACGGCCGCCAAAGUCUGUCCUUCAGGGUGAUUAAACCCAAACUGAGGGGUGUUCACUAUCGACCCUCACACGAUCAGCUGUGACGUUAACAAUCCCAAGUAUCACUGGCUGCACCAACGAUCUGCUUCUAGCGUCUCUGAUUCUCCAUCUUUGACCUGAAGCAUCUUUCUGAAUAAUCUUUUAAUUAGGAACUGAAGACGGACUCUGACAGUUUAAAUCAGUUCAAAUCUGACUAAUUAAUGAUAGAAACUAGAUGAUUGGCUGGUCUGGAGAUUAUAACUCCGCAGUGCAGAUUAAAACUUUACAGAUCACAUGUUGUUGUAGGUCACAGGUGACUCAAGUGCCACUGAUAUCUGUGAUUCCACUAAUGAACUAACCUGAGCAGUAUUUUAUAGAAACUCUGAUCAAACAUAGAACCUUUUAUUUUUAAAGCAUUAUUGUUUUUUAACGUGUCGUCUCUGAGCUGGAGCCUGGGAGGGUCCGAGGGUCUGCAGCCGGAAAAUGAAAAUGUACGUUACCAGACGUUUCAUCUUGUCUUUGUGCUCUUCAGCCAAAAAAAACAACCUGUCAGCUGGUUUCCUUCAGCAGAGAGCGCCGGCCUCCCAGAAACGACUGAAGUCUGCUUCCCCCUCCAGGCGUUAUCAGACCAGCAGAGUUUACUUCAGCUUCAUUUUACUGUCAGUGAUUUUUUAGUGAUCAGUGAUUUUACAGCCAAAAACAUUGCCAAAGUGUUUUUUAACCUCCAAAAACAAAACUACUGAAGCUCAAAGGGAAAAAGAUUUGUUUCUUUUUGGUUUCUUGUGAUCACGGGAAAGUUGCUUUCUUUUCUUCAGGCUGGUAUUUACGACGCGUCACUGGUGCUCCUGAAAAACGAAAUCUUCCAUCAGGAUAUAAAACAACUUUCUCACCUUCGUGUGUUUUGGGAAGUUGACCUGAGGUCUGAUGUUGUAGCACUGGAAGCAGCAGGGGGCGCUCUCCCUCGGCGGGACACCCCAUCAUGUUUGGGCUGAAAACAGAGAGCAAGUCGCUUUAAAGACGAGAGAGAGACGUUGUCACUGGAGGUUCCUUUUAACAAAAACAUCACAAGGUUCAUCAGAUACGACGAAUAUAUGAAGAGCUAAAAUAAGUAGAUGAAAAAUUGAACAAGUCUUAUGAUGACGACUAAAGCCUGAUUUAUUCUUCUGAUAUCUGUGGCGUUGGCAAUGCACGUACCCUCACAUUUAUACUUGUGCGAUGGUGUCUGCAUCUCUCUGCAGUUACACCGCCAAAGCACUAGCUGAAGGUGGAUUUCUAUGUGCCACUGUUGACUUCUGCCGGUGAGCCAUCUAACUUCCUGUUAACCCUUCGCUAACUUGAAUUGAGGUACAAUAAUAACCGAGUGACUCUUUUAGAUUUUCCUAAUGUUAUCAACUGAAUGACUCGGGGGUUGUGACGCUCUAAAGAAAGUAUCCACCAUUUUACAGCCGCUGGUUUGGCUUCAAAGCACAGAGCACUUCCUGUGGAAAUGAUGCUACCAAUCCGACCAAUCACAGUUCUUGCGGUCUACGUCUCGGCCACAUGUAGUUACAUUUUUGAGGAUGUGCGAGUCAGGCUCAGCGCAGAGGUAUAAAUCAGGCUUUAACGUGUCCAAUUCUGACACCUGUAUCACAUUUCCAAUGGUAGCAGUGAUCAGUAGAGGUGUGUUGUCAAGCUCAUUGACGACUGUGUCCUCAAUUGGAAAAGGAAUCAUCCAAUCAGAGUCAUCUUCUUGUGACAGAGCCAGAAAAAUAGCAACAAAUAUAUGUCUAAUAAAAUGUCUCCAAGAGUGGGGGAGAUGGUAACAGCUUAAAACGUUUUUAUUAAUAUCGAAUGGAAAUGACAACAUCAUCAGCAAACAGUCGUCCACAGUCUGAAACCUCCGUCCUCCUCCGCUGCGUGAGCUUCCAGAAAUAUAGUUAAUCUUCAUCUUCUCUCCCUCUGGUGCUGAAACUAAGUUUUUUUUAAAGUGAUUUCAGUCUUGUGUGUUUUCAGCCCAAACUGAGCUACAUGCUGACCUUGCUCGUCCCGGCGUCGGCCAUUUUCUUGUACCUGUGUCUGUGUGACUUCCUGUAAACCGCAGUCUUCCAUCCAUACCUGUAGAUUAGACAAUCGAUUAGGUGAUAAGUAGCUUAAUUAAUGAAUAAAUAGCUGUGUUAAUGAUAGUGACGACACUAGGGGCUCUGCGUUGAAGAAAGAGUUUAACUUUGAGCCCUGAGGUCACCUGUUUCGUUGUUUGACCCCUGUGAGGGUCUUCAUGCUGUAAGCCACUGUGACCAUUCACUACCAAGGCAAUAAAACUAACGUCAUGACAAACAACUGA